GAAUUUUCAUGCCCACUACCUCUUUUCACACUUGGUUAAAACUCGCACCACCGAUGCCUCACUUCCUCUCUACACGCUCAUAAAAACAAUUUGAGCUCAUUCGCUUUUUCACUUUGAACCAGUUCCCUUGAUUAUCGGGAGUCAGCCCGGCAAAAAAAAAAUCAGGUAAGGCAACGCAAGCGUAUGAUAGAAUCCUAGAACAAAACGUGGGGUUUACUUAUUUUACGUGCUCGCCCCAAAUGCUGUUUCAGUUUCCGUUUUUCCACUUUACAACGGAAACCGUCCGCUUGAGUCAAAGGCAAAGAGAUAAAGGUCAAAAUCAGAGAAGCGCUUGACCAAGCGAGGGCUACAAAAGAGUGACUGAAGUCUGGGUUUUCCAAAAUACGAAUGAGCUCAUUUCCCUUCAGCCUAAAGGGGCUUUGCAUCAAAUGGUAAAUAGUUAGAAUCCGUUUUUACGGUGUAUCUUGCUGAUCCGAAGUCAAACAUUCUCAUGACUUGUUUUCGUAUUCAAUGCUGCCUGACACCGUGCGGCUGCUUUUUCUUUUCUUUUCAAAGGUCAUAACUUCAUCUCCUCUGUGUAUAUUUCAAAUGCUUUCUCAUGAACGUCGCACGGCGAAAAGUAAUUGGCUCAGAGUCACAGCGAACACCAGGGUCAAAUCUGUCCGAUGCGUUGCCGAAAUGUCGGGCGUAUAAGUGGCCACAAGUAUGUGGACACCCAGGUCUGGAAAAACGGAAAACAAUGAAACAUACGUUUGAUCAAUGUACAAACAUUUUAGAGGACCUCCACAGAUGAGUGUCACUUAUCAUGCAGGCUGCAUAACACCGAAGCAUUCGAGAGGUCUUAGCCAGACACGGGAAGGCCUGAAAACCAGAGGAGUGCACAUUCGGACCUACGGUUCUGAAAUCGGGUGCUCAACCAACAACAUGGAGCUGGAUGUUUAGGUAGACGUAGGACGUGACAUAUGGGCGCCUGAGAGCCUUCAGCACAGGCCGUGUGAGCAAUUAAAAUCCUUUCUGCUCUGUCACGAUUGGGUUGCACAUCAAGGCUUUGGGAAGGCCACAGUAAAACGUCGAGGACUUCCUCUUUUAUCAAAUUCCAACUCCCCCCUGGGUUCCUUUCACUUUUGUCCUGUGUCUCUGUGUCCUGCUGCAGCUUAAUAAUUCUGACUCAUUCACUGAGUCUCAUUCCCCAGCCAAUCCCUCUAUAUUUUCUUCCUACAGCAUGGGACAGCCGACCAACCUUUACUUCACCCUCCUCCCCCUCCUCCUGUGCUGGGGUCAGGGGUCAAACCGAGAGGCUGAGAGGUCAUCCUGCAAUCGCUGUGACCUGCGGCUCUCCUGCAACUGCUCCCGUGGCGGAUUCACCCGAGUUCCCAUGGUGACGGGCCGUGCACUUACUCUGGAUCUCUCCUUCAACAACAUCACCGUGGUGACCGGUGACGACCUGACGGGGCACGUGCCGCUGAGGGCUCUGAGUCUCCACGGUAACAGGCUUGCUGCGAUCGAUCCGUCAGCGUUUGACUCUCUGUGGAGCUUGGAGGAGCUGGAUCUGUCUGACAAUCAGCUCACUGCAAUCAACCACGGCUGGUUCAGCAGGCUAGGAGCUCUGCAACAGCUCAACCUGCUCAACAACCCAUACAGCUCCAUAGGUUCUGCUCCAGUGUUUCAGGGGCUGGUCAGGCUGAGGAGGUUGGCCUUCGGAGGUCCUGCUCUGAAGGAGCUGAAGAGGGCGGCUCUGUCUGGAGUCACUCAGCUGGAGGAGCUCACUGUGAAGGCCAACAACCUGACGAGGUACGAGGCCGGCGCUCUGGCGUACGUCUGGCCGUUGGGUCGAGUCAGUUUGAGCCUCCAUGGACCGUUUUUAACAAACACAGCCUUAGCCUCAGCUGUGCUCGGUGACGUGUCGUACCCUGAGACGCAAAUCACUCUGGAAGACCUCCACCUGAAAAGGAAUGAGUCUGUUCAGCCCUUCAGGGAGACAGCAAAGAGGAGGAUCAGGUACAUAGGCUUCCGUAACCUUUCCAUCUCUGAUGAGGCCGUUAUCGAUCUCCUGGUGGCUUUAGACGGAGUGCCGCUCACUUCCAUUUUCGUGGACGGCGUCACGCUGACCGGCGAGGGCAGGUGGGAGCCCGCCAGCUGGACCGAUCAUAAAAGCAUAGACGAGUUCUUCAUACGAAACGUCGUGGUGCUGGAUGUCUUCAAGUUUGUCUCGUUUCUACAGCUGGGUUUUCUGCUGCGUUACCCGAGGAAGGUGUCCGUCAUCAAAGCCGAGGUGUUUCUGAUGCCCUGCGCCACGUCCAGCCUCCUAAUGAGCCUGCAGUACCUGGACCUAUCUGACAACAAGCUGACCGAUCUGACUCUGACCGAAUCACUGUGUGACGGAAAAGGCAUGAUGAAGGACCUCCGAGUUCUAAACGUCAGCGGAAAUGCUCUGAAGUCUUUGUCCACGGUGAGCCGACUGGUAGCAAAGCUCUCCAAACUGACCCACCUGGACAUCAGCAGGAACGCGUACAGCUCCAUGCCCCGGGGCUGCUCAUGGCCCUCCACACUGCGAUAUCUCAACAUCUCCAGGGCUAAACUCAUCACCAUCACUCCCUGUCUACCCACAACUCUGGAGGUGUUGGAUCUGAGCGACAACAAUCUCAAAGGCUUCAGCGUGGCCUUGCCUGCCCUGAGAGAGCUCCACCUCUCUGGGAAUAAGCUUCUGAGGCUGCCCCAGGGAGAUUUGUUCCCCAAUCUGCAAACGCUGAAUAUACAGUCAAACACCUUAAACUGGUUCGGUCGUUCGGACAUCCAGUCAUAUAGACGACUCCAGAACCUCCAGGUGGGUCAGAACAAGUUCGUCUGCUCCUGCGACUUCGUCACCUUCCUCCAGUCUGGCAUUAAAGGGGUCGGAGGUGUGCAAUUAACAGACGGAGAGGAGAGCUACGUCUGCGACUCUCCUUUGUACCUGCAGGGGGAACCGGUGGGUCAAGUCCACCUCUCCGUUGUCGUGUGCCACCAGGUUUUGUUCGUGUCCGUGAGCUGUGGGGUGGCACUGUUUGUUGGGAUUGUGUUGUGUGUCCUGCUGUGGCGCCUCCACGCCUUAUGGUACCUCAGGAUGACGUGGGCGUGGCUGAGGGCCAAGCAUAGCUCCCGCCGCCGUCAGCGACUCAGAGACGCUUCAGAAGCGUUGCUGUCCUUUGAUGCCUUUGUUUCCUACAGUGAAAGAGACGCCGGCUGGGUGGAAACCUUCCUGGUCCCUGAGCUGGAGGAGCCAGGGGAGACCGAUGAAGACUCUGCGAAUCCCAGAGCCCCCCGGUCGCUGACCCUGUGUCUCCACAAGCGGGACUUCCUUCCUGGAAAGUGGAUCGUGGACAACAUCAUGAGCGCCAUGGAGCGCAGCCGGCGUACCGUCUUCGUCCUCUCCGAGAAUUUUGUCCAGUCCGAUUGGUGUCGCUACGAGCUGGACUUCUCCCAUUUCUGGCUUUUUGAUGGGGAGGCCGGCGGAGAGCCGGCCAUCUUGAUCCUGCUGGAGCCGCUGUCCAAGGACGACAUCCCCAAACGCUUCUGCAAACUGCGCAAACUCAUGAGCUCCACCACAUACCUGGAGUGGCCUCGGGAGGAGGAGAGGAGGGGGGAGUUUUGGAGGAGUCUCCGCAAUGCUUUGAGAGGAGAAGAGGAGGAGGAUGAGUGAGAGAGACAGAUAAAGUGAUGAAGAGAGAGAGGGAGCACAAAAGGACAGAUGGGGAAAAACUAGGAUGGAGGAGAUGAGGUGUGGAAGCUGACGGGCAGAGGAGUAAACAAUGCAGACGAAGGGAGAUAUAAUGCUACACAUGAACAAAGUCCUUUUCUGGUUUUGUCUUCAUCACUUAAGCCAUAAUGAUCUGCAUUAACCAGGGAAUGCUAUUCUAUCAACUGUUUUGCAAGUUUUUGUUCCAGUGAAAAAUCGAAAAUGAAACAAACACAGUUCCUGUAAUUUCUGGGCUUUAGGGGAUGUAAACGAGAAGUGUAACGUUGCGGGCUACAACUGGAGCCCUGCUUUUUUUUUUUAGCUUAUAUUCGUUUACAUUUUGGCAAAUUCUCAACGUUAAAAAGUUGCAGAAUAAGCUAUUUGCAGUUCCUGAUGACACUGUACCCCUGGACGUAGAGAAAAAGCAUCACCGGAUUUCUUUAAAACAUGGCGAUUCUCAGGCAAGUUCUCGAGUCUAACGUGUACCUAUGAUAUCCAGGCAGACUCAUGGAUGUUUAUUUGCGUUGCACAUCAGAGAUAAUCAUAUCUUUUGGAAACUGUAAGUUGCACUGAAUCUACAAGUAUGCGGAUCAUGUCUGUGCUCAGAUGUGACUGAGUUAUUAAGAGUCCAAAGCAACAAGAUUGAAAAAAAAAAAACAAAACAAAAAACACAUUUCUAACUGAGCUGCACAACAAUCAAAAACAUCCUUUGUGAUAAUCUUGUAUUUUCUUACUUGACAGUAAUGAAUGUCAAAGUCAAAGCAGACUUUCAACUUGCGUUACAAGUGAAGGAGACGCACUGCAGCUCAUCAGUGAUUCUGCUGGUAGUGUGGCGACACGGCCGCCUGGGGGCGCUGUUGGCUCAUCACCUGCCCGUCAGUGGUUGUUGUGACCUGAUUCUGGCAACAAUGGACGGCCUCGGCCGUUGCAUGAAAUCAGGAAGAAUGAACAGCGGUGAGAUUGUCAUUAUUUUUUUUUAUUGUUGUACCAGCAUGACGUUGGAAAAAGGUACAAGAUGUCAUUGUAUGUGGUUUUUAAAAAGGGUUCAUUCUGGUGAACACUGCAGAAACACUGUAAGCUUUAGCUUUUUUUUAUACAGAC
Xiphias gladius (swordfish) is the source of this 4813-nucleotide messenger RNA. It is a transcript of the gene tlr2, whose product is annotated as toll-like receptor 2. Bases 1223 to 3676 code for a protein of 817 amino acids. Gene Ontology annotation, molecular function: transmembrane signaling receptor activity; triacyl lipopeptide binding; protein binding. The transcript has 12 exons. The record is from RefSeq and is a predicted model, not a curated record. Gene Ontology annotation, cellular component: membrane. NCBI's taxonomy places the organism in Eukaryota, Metazoa, Chordata, Actinopteri, Istiophoriformes, Xiphiidae. Gene Ontology annotation, biological process: immune response; inflammatory response; toll-like receptor signaling pathway.